Larimichthys crocea (large yellow croaker) is the source of this 1430-nucleotide messenger RNA. RefSeq names its product complement factor H-related protein 1. Lineage: Eukaryota; Metazoa; Chordata; Actinopteri; Sciaenidae. The transcript is spliced from 7 exons. Bases 97 to 1284 code for a protein of 395 amino acids. The record is from RefSeq and is a predicted model, not a curated record.
GUUGCAAUGCAAUGUGCUUUGUAUAAUUACACUGGCAGCCCAUGUUGGGGACAAAAAAACUAAUUCUGAUCAUAAAGUACGGUCUGUCAAAGGAGCAUGCGACUGUCUGCAAUCCUUCUGUUUCUCCAUCUGUGGGGGAAUGUAGAAGUUUCUUUCUCGCUGAAUAAUAUGUUAGCAUGUUCAACCCUCCCUGAUGUUCCUCACGCCUUUGUGUCAGACGAGACCAAAAAAGAUGAGUACCAAGAAGGAGAUGUGAUAGAUUUCACUUGUGGACCUGGUUAUACAUCAAGUCAACCGUCCAAAUAUGUAUGCACAAGAGAUGGGUGGCUGGCAGUCCGUCAGGGAAAGUGCUACUCAUGUUCACCCCUGCCAGAUGUUCCUCACGCAUUGGUGUCAGACGAGACCAAAAAAGACGAGUACCGAGAAGGAGACAUGAUAGACUUCACUUGUGAACCUGGUUAUACAUCGAGUCAAACCUCCAAAUAUGUAUGCACAAGAGAUGGAUGGAUGGCAGCGCGUCAGGGAACGUGCUAUUUGUUAACUACAAGUUGUGACCCUCCGCCUGCGGGAAGCUUCAUAGUAAAAGGUUUACCAGAAAAUGACGAACCUAUCGGUCCUGAUCACAUAAUCACAGUCAGCUGUGAUGGUCCAGGGAAACAUCUGAAUGGCAGUUCAGUGCUGAUAUGUGGUGAAGAUGGACAGUGGAAUACUCCAUUCCCUUCUUGCAUUGAAAACUGCAAAGUCGGGGAUGUACCAAGCAAUGUAUACACCAUCCCAGAUGUACGUCAACUAAGAAAAGGAGAAAAGUUAAAAUUUGGUUGCAGCAAUCGUAGACACUUUCUUCAAGGGAAUGCAGAGGUUAGAUGUUUACCAGGCGGACAAUGGAGUGAUUCCUUUCCAACGUGCGGAGGUCCUGUGGGCUGUAACAACCCACCAGCACUUGUAGAUGGAGACACUGUGACAAGUCUUAAAUACCAGUACAGUCAUGGUGAAAGGGUUCAAUACACCUGUCAGAAUUAUUACACCAUGGAGGGGAGUCCUUACAGAACCUGCAGCAAUGGUCAAUGGACUGGAGAGAUGAGAUGCCUCAAACCCUGCACUGUGAAUAAAGAAAUCAUGGACAGACACAAUAUUGUCUUAAGAUUCUCAGCAAGGGGGAAGCUGUAUUCACCACAUAAUGAAGAACUUGAGUUCAUGUGUAGCAGAGGAACAAGUCACGAUCGUGCAGCAGCCAUGCGUCAGAGAUGUGUUGAUGGUGUGAUAACACUGCCCACUUGCCAUUAAAGGUUUUUAGUCAACUGGACAUGAUAAACAUGAGCUGGCUGGGGAAACAUGUAAAUGAUAAGUAAAACAUUUCAACAGUUAUACUGAUCCAGUGGCUAUACUAUUUUGUUUGGAAAUUCUAAUAAAACAUACAGUACCAGUCUAAA